Molecule: messenger RNA, 1035 nt
Organism: Talaromyces rugulosus
Lineage: Eukaryota; Fungi; Ascomycota; Eurotiomycetes; Eurotiales; Trichocomaceae
Exons: 2
Coding region: 1-1035 (344 amino acids)
Cellular component (GO): cytosol
Molecular function (GO): hydroxypyruvate reductase [NAD(P)H] activity; NAD binding; glyoxylate reductase (NADPH) activity
Source: RefSeq, a predicted model, not a curated record
AUGGCUUCCAAACCUAUAGUCUUACACAUCGGCGACCCCGUCAAAUUCAACACGUCGCUCUACGAGCAGCUCUCACAACAAUUCACCAUCAUCCGCCCUUCCGAAGCCGAGCGCCAACGCGAGCCAUUCCUACAAGCUCUUCGUGAAAAGAAAUGGGGUGACUUCUCCGCUGUGCUCCGGCCAUGGUGGGCAACUGGGGGUGAGAUGGGUCGAUGGGACAAGGAGCUUAUUCCUCUGCUGCCUUCGUCGAUGAAGGUAUAUGCCUCUGCCGGGGCUGGGUUUGACUGGGCAGACGUCGAUCUGAUGGCCGAAGCUGGCAUCCUGUACUGUAAUGGCGCGUCGGCCUCGUCCGAAGCUGUCGCCGACAUGGCCCUGUAUCACAUUCUCUCCGUUUUCAGAAACAUGCAAUGGAGCAACAUGGCUGCCCGCUCGCAAGAUCGCGCCCAGUUCGUCGACGCCCACACAAAUGCGCCCUUUACCGCACACAAUCCACGCGGACACACACUCGGCGUGGUCGGAUUGGGGAAUAUUGGAUAUACCAUCGCCACCAAGGCUUUUGCGGCGUUUGGCAUGAAGAUUAUCUACAGCGACCCGUUCCCCAAGAUGCCCGAGCAAGAAGCUGCCAUUGGAGCGAGGAGGGUUGAAAUGGAUGAUCUCCUCGCACAGGCAGAUUGCGUUGUGCUCGCGGCCCCCGGUGCCGGUGGGAAAAAGAUUCUCGACGCUGAGAAAAUCCGCAAGAUGAAGCGUGGAUCGCGACUAGUGAAUAUUGCGCGCGGUAGUCUGGUUGAUCAAGAAGCAGUUGCGGAUGCUCUGGAGGAAGGCAUUUUGUUUGCAGCCGGUCUCGAUGUUCAUGAAAACGAGCCCGAAGUGAGCGUGAGGCUAGUGAAGAAUAGAAACGCAACAUUGACCUGCCACACGGCCGGUGGUGCGCUCGAGACAACCAUUGGCUUUGAGGAGUUGUCGAUGAAGAAUGUUUUGGCUGUUUUGACAGGGCAAAAUCCACUGACGCCGGUGAAUAAGCAUCUGUUCAAGUGA